This is a messenger RNA of Amphibalanus amphitrite, 7274 nucleotides long. RefSeq names its product cilia- and flagella-associated protein 44-like. NCBI's taxonomy places the organism in Eukaryota, Metazoa, Arthropoda, Thecostraca, Balanomorpha, Balanidae. Bases 74 to 6790 code for a protein of 2238 amino acids. Gene Ontology annotation, molecular function: protein binding. The transcript has 38 exons. The record is from RefSeq and is a predicted model, not a curated record.
CAAGCGUUUUCAUCGUGUUCACAAUUGCUUUCGCCGGACCCUGGAUCUUCACCUGUGAAAGUUGCAAAGUAAAAUGUCUGAAGAACCAGAUGGACCACCUCAGGAAGAAAACCCUGAGCCGGUCCCCGCCACGGAAGCUGAGCCAACGGCAGAUGCCACCGAGGAAGAAACGGAUGAAGCGGUGGCUGCGCCACAAGAGCAGCCUCAGCUGGCGGAGGACCAGCCUGUAGCCUCCGUUUCACAGGAGGGUUCGAGUGAGGCCGAGGCUAGCGGCACAGUGGAGGAGUCGGCCGGCAGCCGUGGUCGGGAGGGCAGCUCGGGCAAUGGCACCGGCUCUUCACCAGCGCCAGGGAGCUCGGACGGUAUUACAGGGGGGUCUGGUAGUGGCGCCUCUAUGCCUAAGAAGCCAUCAUCAAGUCAUGAACUGCCUGCCAACUCUGAGAGCCGCGCUAGUGCUACAAAGGUUGGCAGCCAUGAUCAGGUAAAAACGCCCGGCAGUAGUGUCGGUGACAAAAAGCCGCCCAGUGGUGCCAACAGCAGGUCCAGCAUCAGUAAAACACCUAGCCAAGCGACCACUGACCCGGCGAAGAAGCUUGCGAGUGCCGGUGGCUCGCUGACGACGACGGGCAGCCGGUCCUCCACGGCGCGCGGGUCGGCCCCGGCCGACGGCCAGCGGUCAGCCUCUGCGCGCUCCGGCGCCACGGGCUCUCAGGUGACGGGCAGCGGCAGCGGCACGUCGCGCCGCAGCCGCACCUCUAUGCUGUCGGCGCCGCAGGAGGAGCCCUGGGUGCCUCCCGAGUACAGGCCGCAGGACUUUGUGUCCGGCCCGGAGGUCUCCGAGCAAUGCCCGCUGGGCAGCCAGACGCUCCAAUUCGUCCACUCGUUCGGUUACGACUGUCUGAAGGCGGACAACCUGUGCCUGCUGGACGUCAGGACGGCCAUGUUCGUGUCCGGAAAUCUGGUGCACUUCCUCGACCUGGAGGACAGGAGUCUCAGCUACAUGCGCAGCUCCGCCCCCGGAGGCAUCGGCCACGCCACGGUCCACCCGGGUGGCCAGCACUUUGCCGUGGCUGAGAAGGGUGACGGGCCGAGGAUCAUCGUGUACCGGUGGCCGGAGCGGACCGUCUACCGCGUCCUGACCGGCGGCACACAGCGCGAGUACGCCUACGUCGCCUUCAACGCGAGCGGCGACCUGCUGGCCUCGCAGGGCGGCGACCCGGACUUCAUGCUGACGGUCUGGAACUGGGAGACGGAGAGCACGCUGCUGCGCUGCAAGGCCUUCUCGCAGGACGUCUACAAGGUCACCUUUUCACCGUUCCAUCCGGGACAACUCACGUCCGCAGGACUUGGUCACAUCAAAUUAUGGAAGAUGGCUAAGACGUUCACGGGUCUGAAGCUCCAGGGCCGGCUGGGCAGGUUCGGCAAGACCGAGAUCUCCGACAUCAACGGAUUUCUGCAGCUGCCGGACGGCAAGGUGAUAUCUGGCUGCGAGUGGGGCAACAUCCUGGUGUGGGACGACGCCCUCAUCAAGGUGGAGAUCACUCGCCGCGACGGCAAGCCGUGCCACAACGGCACCAUCCACAAGUUCCACCUGGAGGAGGGCGAGCUGAUCUCACUCGGCAGUGACGGCUGGGUGCGCACCUGGGAUUUCGACACGGUGGACCAGGCUGAGGCCUCUGAGGAGCUGAACGGCAGGUACGCGCUGGAUCCGAUGAACGAGCUGCAGUUCGCGGCCGGCAGCAACCUGGUCUCCAUGUGGCCCCACCCCGACCCGGACCUGGAGAGCAUCUGGUUCAUGCAGGACGGCAACGGUGGCAUCUGGAAGGCCGACCUCAGCUUCUCGAUGACGACCAGAGGCCCGGAGCGGCUGUACGAGUGUCCGGCGGGGCCGCUGCGCGCUCUGGUCGCCUGUCCGACCGGCCCGCUGAUGGCGGCCACUGGUGACGACGGUCACAUCGCCGUCUUCAACUACCGGCGGCGGGAGCUGCUGGUGCGCAGCCGGUUCCCAGCCGGGGGCACCACACUCAUCUGGCUCUCGGCCGAGGUGUGCGGCAAGACGAGCCAGCUGCUGGCCGGGUUCGCCGACGGCUGCCUGCGCCUGGUGGAGCUGCACGCGGGCGCCAGGAAGGGCGCCUUCGGCCUCAGUCUGCUGUACGUCCAGAAGCCUCACACGGCGCCCAUCACCGUCAUGAAGCAGAGCCCCUCCGGCCGGAUGCUGGUGACGGCCUCUGACGACGGCACCGUGUGGUUUUUCUCACUGCUGAUCGAGGAGGGCCAGUUCUCUGUGGCCCCGCUCGGGUUCGCCGUGUACGGAGAGCCCGGCGAGACCGUCACCGGCCUGGAGUUCGUGCCCGGCAGCGAGAAGAAGUUCCUGCUGUUUACGGGCGCCGGCCGUGUGCUGGAGAUGCGGACACCGGGCGUGAAGGACCUCACCGACCACACCACCUACGGUAUCAAGGGCAUCCGCGGCCGUAGCUGGCAGUUCAAAACGGUGAAGUCGGAGAUCCUGCGGGAGGAGGCGCGGCUGGCCCGGGAGGCGGAGAAGGACAAACAGCGCUCCGAGCUGCAGGCAGACAUUGACGAGCGAAAAAAGCUCGGACUGGAGGUCGAUGAAAACACCGAAAAAGCCAAGCUGGAGAAGCGUCUGGCGCUGGAGGACCGCGAGCUGCCAGAGAUCCCGCUGGUGGUGCCGGAGCCGCCGUCGCCGGUGCUGGUCGGCGUGCCGGCCGCCGACGGCACGUUCACGCUGCUCAUGGGCGGCUGGGAUGCCGGCUGGGUGCACUCGGCCUCCUUCAAGGAGGCGCGGCCCACGGCCGUGCGCGUGCCCGGCGCCGAGCAGGUCGGCGUCAGCUUCCGAACCUUCAGCGCGGACGGCAAGUACAUGGUGCUGGGACUGGUGGACGGCCGGAUUCGGAUCCACGCCGUCCACGAGGACCCGUGGGCGCUGGACGACUACUGGCACCUCCACAUGCACGACAACACGUACGGCCGCAUCACGGGCAUCUGCUUCUCCUACGACGGCAGGAACCUCAUUACGUGCGGCACCGAUGGGAACAUUUUUCUGUUCGACUUUGUGCCCCCUGAGGGCAUAGCACGACCCCGGUCAUCAAAGUUCGUCAUUGGAGGACAGCCGGAGGAGCGGGUGGACGACAUCGAUGACGCGUCCACCUACAGUCUGGAGGAGCAGCGUCAGCGGUCGGCUCUGGACGCCCGCCAGCAGCUGGCUGACGCGCGCAAGGCGGCCGUGCGCGCCGACCUGGCAGAGCUGCGCCGAGAGUUCAAACAGUGGAUCGGCCUGAACCAGGGCCUGCCGAGACAGGUGGCUCUCAGUCACGACGAGCUGCUGCUGGACGAACGGAUCCGGGCCGAGCAGAGGCGCAAGGCCGAGGAAAGCCUCCAGACGGCUCUCAAAGAAAUGGAAUGGGAUGCUGAAAAGUGUCGGCUGGGUCGUUCAAAACUCUUCGACAAGUUCAAGGGAGACAUGGAGCACGACAGAGUUGCUGUUAGAGGUUUCAGGAACCAGCGCGAGGUGUCCACCUACCGCGUGAAGAAGCUGUCGGCCAGCUUCUGGAGGGCGCGCGAGGACACGUCGGCCACCAUUAGCCACCUGGACGUGGCCGCGCUCUCUCGAGCACCGUCGAGCGCGGCACCCUCCCGGUCGCGGCUGGCCAUCGCCGCCGACCCGGACGCCAACCGGUUCGAACAGAUGAGCGCUGCGGCGCGCCGGCAGACCAGGAAGAGCGUCGGAGUGCGCGCCUACCGCGCCCUGCUCCGGCUCGAGGAGAAGCGAACCAAGCGGCGCCGGCGUCGAACACAGUGGACCAAGAUGCUGGCGUGCCGGCCGGACGGGCAGACGGACGACCCGGCCGAUCUGGAGGCCAUCCAGGCGGCCGUCGACAGCCUGGGCGACUUCAAACUGAAAACGGCCGCCGACUUCAAGGUGGUCGACUCGCACCAGAAUACCACGCACCUCAAGAGGCUGCAGCUGCUCUCAGUCAAAGAACAGCUGUACAAGCACAAAGUGGCGUUCAACGAACGUGUGCUGGCGAUGAGACGCCGGAAGAAAGAGGUGCUCAACAGCGUCCACGUGGCGCUGGCUCGCGCGGCAGAGCUGCAGAGUCAGCUGCCGGCGUCGCUGCAUAUUCAGCUGCCGCUCCGGCCGGCACUGGCUGAGGACGAAAACCCUGAGGCUGUCUACCAGAUGUCGGACGCCGCGCUGGCCGAGUACCGGCGGGCGGCGGAGGCGGCGGCCGCCGCCGCUCACCAGGACCCGGCGCGACUCGCCGUCGCCACCGCCACCGCCGCCGAGACGCCGUCGGAGGGCACAGGCGCCACCACCACGCCGGCGACCACGCUGCGCCGGCGCAGUCUGCUGCGCGCGCGACACCAGGGCGCCGCCGUCGAGGGGGUGGCCGUGCACCGGGCCCGGCCUGUGGCGCAUAUUUCGCAGACGGACCAUGCGCUCCGCCGCAUGACCGAGAUCAGGACGGUGUUCGCUCGGGACCGGGAGCUGAAGAGGGUCGAUCAGCUGAUGGAGGAGUUCGACACCGAACUCUACGACCUGUGGAGGCAGAUGGUGCACAUCGAAUACAAGCUCAAGAACGGGGAUCUUCGUCUGCUGACCAGGUUCCGGGAGCUGAUGCUGGUGCGGGAGUUUGAGAAGCGCGAGGCGGCGCUGAACGCGACGCUCCAGGAGAGGAUGCUGGAGGACGCCGAGGGCCAGCUGUCGCUCUCGGAGGUAACGCUAAGGUUCGAAAACCAAAAGCGCGAACAAGAGGACCUUGAACAGCGACUAAAAGACCUGGCCAAAGAGGUCACAUCCAAUGUGCCUGGAGACAAGUACGCCAAGUUCCUCCUGCGGGUUUACCGUAGGAAAGUCAAGAUAAAGCCUGAUACCAAGAAAGACGAGGACGAGGACAGCGACUCGUCGUCGUCGCUGUCCGACUCGGACGAGGACGACUCGGACGAGGACGAGGACGAGGACGAGGAGGACGCCGUCCAGGAGACCUGGGACCUGGCCGCCUGCCCGCCCGGCUGCGACCAGCAGCUCUACGACUGGGUCGCCGACAUGAGGCUGAAAAGGGGGGACCUGGAGCUGGAGCUGGCUGGGAAGCGCCUGUCAUUCGAAGUGGCCAAGAAGGAGUUUGAGACGGCCCAGAAGAAGGCCAAGGCGACCACCUCGGCGCUGCAGGCGAUCAAAGACGAGAUCCACGCCUUCCAGCUGCAGAAGCUGGCGCGCCUGAACGAGCUGGAGGUGGCCGUGUCGCUGCAGCUGAGCCAGCUGCAGCUGCUCGAGAGCCAGCGGCUGCCCGCCGAGCUGGGCGCAGCGCUCGUCUUCUGGGACGCCGAGCUCGAGCGGCUGGCGGUGCGCAUCGACGAGUUGUACGCCGAGACGGCGCAGGAGAAGGCCAACAGGAGGGCCAGCUACAAGGACGAGCGCCGGCUGAAGCUCGACUGCAGGCUGAUGGAGACCUAUAUCGAGAAGCUGGAGAAACAGAGCGUGGCUGAGAUGAAGAAAAAGUUCGGCCGGCUGGUGGACCUGGAGGAGCUCGAGUCAUUGAUGGUCAACGAGACGGUCGAGGAGCUGCGUAUCCGCCUGGAGGGUGAACAACGGCUGGUGGACGCCGAGCGGGCCGAUCGCCGGGAGAGGCUAGACCACCUAAGAAAAGAACUAAUAGCAGUGAUAAAGGACAACACCAACAAAGUCGGAGUCAUUCAGAUGCUCAAAGACGAGAAGCGACAUCUCGACAAGGGGCUUAAUUUCGUCAGGAAGGCGGGUAUUGCGCCGCAUGACAAACGGCUGGACGACGCGCUGGAGAUCCAGAACCUGAUGAACACCAUCUGUCUGCAGAAAACCCAGAUAAUGGAAAUGAAGCAGGAGAUUUGGUCUCUGAGUCUGAAGUCGAGGCCGCACAAGGACCCGUGCCGCCGAUUGUCCGUCCGCGGCGGAGACGAGGGGUCUUACGACGACCUCAUGAUGCUGGAGUCGCAGUGUUCGGAGGACUUCCUGGUCCAGAUGGGCCUGAAGCACGACUCGAGCGGCGCGCGCGGCUCGGGCGACAGCCGCCGAUCCGCGACUGGCCCGCCACCUGCCGGCGCGCCGGUUCUGCCACCUACAGACCCAGCGUCGGCGGCGGCGGGCGCCGGGAGUGCCGAGGCGCGAGCAGACGGGGAGGAUGGGGAGCGUGCGGAGCUGCCGCCGGCGCGCGCCGCUGACGGAGAGACUGCAGCGGACGGCAGGCCGCCGGCGGCGACACACGCGGACAGUCCCCCACAGCCCGACACAGACGGGACAGGGACAGAGAGUGCGGCCGACCGAGCAGGGUCCGGUCCACCGGGGGAGGCGGGGCCACCGCCCGAGCAGCCUGAGCCAGACAGCGCCGCAGACGGGCAGCCUGAGCCAGACAGCGCCGCAGACGGGCAGCCUGAGCCAGACAGCGCCGCAGACGGGCAGCCUGAGCCAGACAGCGCCGCAGCCGAGCAGCCUGAGCCAGACAGCGCCGCAGACGGGCAGCCUGAGCCAGACAGCGCCGCAGACGGGCGGCCUGAGCCAGACAGCGCCGCAGCGGACCAUCCUGAGCCAGACAGCGCCUCGGUGGCACAGCCUGCGGCCGGCAGCACCACAGCCGAGCCGGCGGCGGCCGUGGACGCAGCUGGAGUUCCGGAGCAGCGGUCGGAACUGGACACAGAGCCGGACGCGGACGGCGCCGCGGCCGGCCAGCACGAUGGACCGGGCGGCGAGGAGCAACCGCCGGGGCCGGGGGAGACCGCGCCGCCGCCAGCCGAGUAGUGGGACCGGGGAGCGCGGACAGAGACCGCAGGGGACCACCGGGGACCGCGGACAGAGACCACCGGUGGCCGGUGGCCGGAGCGGCCGGCGGCCUGUGCGGCGGUUCGCUGUCACUGGUGUCACCUCUCGGAGACAAAUGUGUGGGGCGGUUGCACUACUCACAUUGCCGCUGCAGUCGGUAGAUAGGUCUCCUGCGGUGUGCAAGGAAACAGAUGACUCUGUUAAUGACUAACGCCCAUUGUAUGAGCUCACAGCCAUCGCACGGCCGAACGUUAACCUGCAGGAUUCGCCGCCUUAUGAUUUGGUGUCGUAGUUUAUUCGUUGUCAAUAUGCAAAGAUCGAUGCUCUUUCAUUGUUGUUAGCCGUUGGAAAUGCUGCUCCAGUAGUUGGGACAACUCCUUAUUUCCCAUAUACCUACGGUACGUAUUUUCGUGUUGGUAUGCUUUCCUGGACAUAAAUAUCAAUAAAUAUGUUUGGUCAUCCA